CUCUCUCUCUCUCUCUCUCCUCUCUCUCUCUCUCUCUCUCUCUCUCGUCGUGGAUAAAUACAAGGGCCAAGAACACAUUCGCCACUGGUAUGCAAACUCCAUCACCUGAAGCGAUGAUAGCUUUACAUCUGUUGUUGUGUUUGCUGGCCUCGGCGUCGUGGGCUAAUUCCGCUGGCGCUCCUGAUCACCGUUGCAAUCGUAAUGGCGUUUGCGUCUCUGCGCAGGACCCGAAGGAAUGGGAGACGGUUAGGAACGACUUGAACGAGGGAGCCUACUCCACCCUGUUCGACGUCGAAGGCGCGGUGUUCGCCUCCAACUUCAACUACACCGGCGCCUACGAGUACUCAAACGGGUACAAGGGCAACUUCUCUGAGGUCUUGGAAACCGUCGUGGAGGACCUCGGUGGCAACACCUUCAGGGGAACCAGCACCUACCUCACCGCGCUCGAGGGCUUCUCCACAGCCCCGUACGACCAGGCCACCUACUUGACGGUCACCAGCAACUACACGGUGGCGGGGAACCUCGUCGUCUGGCAGCAGGAAGGAGAGGGCAAGGUCUACAUGAAGGACGCCCACGGCGAGUACUCGGAGGUCGCCAACGUCGCCGUCACCGGCAGCGGCUUGUUCAGGACCAUAUCCGAAAAGGAGUCGACCAUGCUGGUGGAGAGCACCCAGUGGCAGACGCCGGAGACUUCUCGAGCGUGACGACGUUCUCCGCCAACUUGCAUACCUCUGUCGGGACGGAAAACUCGAAGGUCACCGGCACGCAGACCACGACCUCGAAGUCGGGGUCCUAUGGCUAUGUCCUCCUGUGCGAGGUCACGGAGACGCAGCCGCUCCCUAUGCAGGAAGGGCCUGUUGAAGUUUCAGCCACAGGCAUCAUGCAGGAUCCGAGCGGACUGUCGACGAUGAAGUCUACAGGUUCGGGGUACCAGUGGUACCCCAAAGCGCUCCCCGGCGACGUCAAGGAAUGGAUUGGACACCAUGUGGCACUGACCCUCAGGAAUGUCGGGAAUGUCUUUUAGGGCAUCCCUCGUAGGAUUCCAGUUCAAUUCACUUCCCUCCAGUGAAUUUCAUUAAUUACGUAGGAUGCGAGUAAAUUCAUACAAUCGUUCACUUACACGUUAUCUUAGACAUGAAAACUCAUCCAACGGAGUUUAUUGAAGAAUGUUUUGAUAACAUAAAUAAGAUUUAUUCUAUUUGUAUUAAAAGAGAAGUUCAGUCUGCAUUCAAUAUUCAAUCAUGUAAUGUGAAUAUAUAGUUGUUGGCAAUCAGACCAUGACCCAUGAAAUAAAAGCAUUAUUAUAGUGAA
Messenger RNA from Macrobrachium nipponense, 1311 nucleotides. RefSeq lists its product as uncharacterized. Lineage: Eukaryota; Metazoa; Arthropoda; Malacostraca; Decapoda; Palaemonidae. The record is from RefSeq and is a predicted model, not a curated record. The transcript is spliced from 3 exons. Bases 90 to 704 code for a protein of 204 amino acids.